This is a messenger RNA of Schistocerca gregaria, 2046 nucleotides long. RefSeq lists its product as uncharacterized. NCBI's taxonomy places the organism in Eukaryota, Metazoa, Arthropoda, Insecta, Orthoptera, Acrididae. The record is from RefSeq and is a predicted model, not a curated record. Gene Ontology annotation, biological process: lipid metabolic process. Bases 192 to 1193 code for a protein of 333 amino acids. Gene Ontology annotation, molecular function: phosphoric diester hydrolase activity. The transcript has 9 exons.
AGGAAAAUGGCGAGGGAGGCUGGAGGUGCGGUGUCAUAAUUCUGCCAGCUAGAGUCGAGAGCGCGUGACUGAGGCCAGCUGGAGGGUGCAGACAGGAAGUGCAGUCUGCGUCGUUAUUCAAUUGAAGAUCCGCGGGCCCGAGUCAGUAUAUCUGCAGCGCGGGAGGCUCCGCCGGCACUUCGCUGUUGACCAUGGGGCGAGUUGCAGCCAUGAUGCUCCUGCUCCUCCUCCAGCUCUGCGCGGUCCUCGUGCACACUGGCUACGCGUUCCCUAAUGUGACGAUGCCCGUAUCAUCACUAAAGAGACCGCUGGAUGGGGAGGGUCCGAACGUCAUACAGCGCCAGGUGGAGAUGGCCUGGCAACCAGUGCCGGACGCUGAGUGGUUGGGACUCUUCAACGUCUCUCCCCCGCAGAAGGCCCAAGACGCAGCACCGCUUGUCCGCUGGUCCGCUUCGGAACACCCUGGCGGUUGCUUCCGCGCAAACGUCACUCUCCCUCGUCAGGAGUAUCCUAAUGGCUGGAACAAGGGAUCCGAAGACGAGCCUGUUGAGGGAGACGCUUGCAUGCCCUUCUGGCUUGCCAUCUACGACAAAAAUGAUGAAUUACUACACUCUGACUGCAUUAAAAUUCGUCCUACCUGGAUGGCUGAUCACAGAGAAGAGUUGGAAAACUUGACCGUUGCUGAUUUGUUCAUCCCUGGGACAAAUGGUUCAGACACUUACAAUGGAUCAGUUAUGGAAAAUACAAGUGAAAGACAUGGUUGCUAUGUUCUCACACAAGAUACUGAUGUUUGGGGACAGUUAGUGCAUGGAAUUCGAUACAUAGACAUUGACGUUCGUGACCACCCUGGCAACAAGACAACUACCUAUGCUCCUGCAACACAAGAUGAUGAUGGAUAUAGGCAAAUAGUUAAUGUUGAUGCUGUGAGAGAUAUAUUAGAAGAAAUUAAAGCUUAUCUGAAGAAGGCACAUUCUGAGAUAAUCGUCCUUGAUAUACAUGACUUUGAAGGGCCUGCUGGCAAUCGCUGCCUGCUUCUUUCAAUGGUAUAUUCAGUACUUGGCCACUUUAUAUCGCCAUUCAACAGCGUAAGCUACAAUUCAACUCUAGCUGAAGUUUGGAAAACUGGAGUGAACUUGAUUGUGACAUACAACAAUCCUGAGACUAUGGAGGGGCUCCGUGUACCACCCAUAUAAAUUGCCUGCAGAAAUUUUCGUAUUGUUCAUGGAAAGGAGGAUUGUCGGUACGCUUCUGUGUGGGCUCUAAUCUCUCUGAUUUCAUCCUCAUGGUCUCUUCAUGAGAUAUACAUAGGAGGGAGGAAUAUACUGCUUGACUCUUCGGUGAAGGCAUAGGAAGCUAGUUAAUAUAGAUGCUGAGGUAGAUACCAUAUAUUAGAAGAAAUUUAAGUUUAUCUAAAGAAGGCAUGUUGAUAUACAUUACUUUGAAGGACAUGCUGGCAAAAUAAAUAAAUAAAUAAAUCGCUGCCUCCUUCUUGCAUUGCUGUAUUCAGCACUUGGUGAAUUUGUAUUGCCACUCAACAGUAUAAGCUACAACUCUACUCUAGCUGAAGUUUGGAAAAAUUGAUAGAACCUGAUUGACAUACAACAAUUCUGAAAUUGUCAAGGGGUAACUCACCAAUCUGCCCAGAACUCUUCAGAGAAUCAUGGCUCAUUCCAUUUGAAACACCAAAAUUCAAGAGCAAACUGAAGGAGUGCCUGAUACAAAAUUCAUUCUGUUUAAUUGCUAAUUUUUAGUGCAAAUGUGCAAAUAUUUAAACAGCUUUUAUUUUAUAGAUGAGUGAGCCAUUUAAUGCAAGCAUAAAUGUUGACUAUUCAUAAUAUAAACGGCUGACAGUGUAUGCAUAAAAAUUAUUAUUUCUGUUGAUGUAUUAUGAUGUAACAUUAGUUGCUAUGAUUAUUAUCAUGAAGCAAUCAUAUUGUGCUCUACUGUAUUGCACAUAUUGUGAUAAUACUCCUUGCAAUUGGGAUCAAUGUAAGUCACAAUAAAUAAAUGAAUAAAUGGCUGGAAUAAAAAGGAACAAGCCCUGCA